Molecule: messenger RNA, 12489 nt
Organism: Coregonus clupeaformis (lake whitefish)
Lineage: Eukaryota; Metazoa; Chordata; Actinopteri; Salmoniformes; Salmonidae
Gene: pkd1b
Product: polycystic kidney disease 1b
Exons: 35
Coding region: 37-12111 (4024 amino acids)
Biological process (GO): kidney development
Cellular component (GO): membrane
Molecular function (GO): protein binding
Source: RefSeq, a predicted model, not a curated record
CCUUCGUUAGACAGCUACCUGACAGGUGUUCCUCUCAUGUCGGCUGUGUAUGCCAGGUCACAGCUACAAGUCCUCCCUACAGUCCCAGACCCUGACCAAAAGAGAGUGGAGAUGCUGCUGUUUCCUGGGCUGUGGUUCAGCCAUGCUGGCCAGGUGGUAUCAGUGGAGCUGGUCAGCCAGCCAAGAGAAGUGUCCACCUUGGUCAGAGUUCAGAUCCUCCGGCCCUACUGCAGCCCCCACCAUCACCUGGUGCCCCCAGGUUGCAGCUCUCUCCUGAACCCGUUCAGUUGUUGCUCUACCACUCCUCUGUGUAACACUACGGGAGGCUGUGCCCUGGGACAGUACUGGUGCCACCUGUUGGAGGCCUGUGUCCCUGUCACCAGCCCCUGCAGUCCCUACAACCAGUCCCCCUCUACAGGGGAGCGCAGCUACCCCCUGCCACCCAGAUACCCUGACAUACCCCCCUUCUACCACCUGGUGGCAGACUUGCCCAUGAGAGUGGCUCCUUGCUCAGAGCCUGCUCAUAUUAGUAUCCUGCCAGAGAGGGAGAUCAGUGUUUACCCCGAUGACAUUCUGUCCGUCCAACACACCGGGAGACCUGGAACCUUCCUGAGUUGCCGCGACAAUGCCUCCUCAUCCUCCUCCCCCUGGCGACAGAGCUACCUCUCCCUGCAAGGGGCGGAGUGGGGGGGCUGGUGGGAGGGGGGCCUCUCGUCCCCGCCAAAUGGAGGACAGUGGGUGGACGGGGUUGUGUGCGACCUACGGGUGCUGUACGUGGACACACUGCACGGGCAUGGCUAUAUUUCAAGUACGGGCCAGAGUGAACUUAGUGGCUUCACUCAUAUCGGGAGCAUCAGUACGCCCAUAAGUAUGACCCCUGAAACCUCAGCUCCUGCCCCAGCAAAAAGUCACAUUUCUGGGCUUUGUAUGAUCCAUCCCCUGCCUGAUGGAGACAACCAGAUCCAUAUAUUGGUUGACACUCCUGUACUCAUUGUGAUUAAAAUAUUAUCUGGAAAAGGGGCCACCAGCUCCUGGUUGGCUCCGGUGCUCCAGAGAGGGGUCCCUUUCCUCCCGUCCUGCCCAGGAGGGUUACCUGACUCUUGGCCUGGUUGUGAGAGAGACUCCCCUGACAGCUGGUUCUCCCACAUGUCCCUGGUGCUACCCUCAGUGGGUGUCCACACUCUAAACGUCAGUGCUGUGAAUGGAGUGAGUGAACAGAGUACCUGUGUACAGGUGUGUGUCUAUGAGCCGGUGGCUGGGCUCAGUGUAGAGCCACAUGGACACCUGAGGAUGCUGGUGGACUUGUCACAGACAUUUACAGCCACGGCGGAGACUGGUUCCUCAGUAAAGUACACCUGGGUGAUUGACGAGCUAGAGAAGUUUCCCUAUGAGGGAGACACCUAUAGUGUGAUGUUCAAGAAGCCAGCUGAGUACAAACUGAAGGUGACUGCAGCCAAUGCAGUGAGCUCCCAGACCCUAGAGGUCACUCUGACUGCUGACACCAUGACCCCUCUGGCCGACCCAGAAUUCCUCUCUGUCAAGGAGGUCAUCGCUGUGGCCGCGCUGCGUCUCUACACUUUCAGAGUCAAAGUGGAUGUCUCCCUAGGUGUCACUUUCAGGUGGUCUUUUGGGGAUGGCAGUGCCCAGGAGAACCACACCUUUCCUGCCCCGUUUGAAUCCCAGGACAGGCCAAUGGAGCGAGGAGUGAGACAGGUGUAUGUGCAAGACUCUGUGAGCCACGUCUACCUACAGCCAGAUGACUACACACUGACUGUACAGGUCUACAACCAAUACGACAACAUCAAGCGGGCAAUAUCAGUGAAGGUACGGCCUCCAUUGACUCGUAUACUCAUCUUUCCAUCUCCUCCGGUUCCCCUGGUCAACCAGACCUUUCUUCUAGAAGCCUCUUCACACCCAUCUCACUACGGAAUCCUCUACACUUGGAACUUUGGGGACGGUUCAAAACAAGUCCAAGGAUUCCAUGGCAAAGUUAGCCAUGUUGCUCGGACCACUGGGGUUUAUAACAUGACUGUGUGCGCUAACAACACCUUGACUGCACUGACAGCCUGGGUGGCCGUGGCAGUGGUGGAGAAGGUGUCUGGACUCCAGUUGAGCUGUAGUGGACCCAGUGAACUGAAGUCUGUGACUGAAAUCAAGGGCAAAGUGGCUUCAGGUUCCAGUCUUCACUGGGACUGGAACUUUGGUGACGGGUCUGGACAUAAAAACAUCACAGACAACUCUGUAUCCCAUGUCUACGAGUCCCCAGGGAGUUACACAGUCAGAGUGACUGUGUCUAACGCAUUCAGCCAGGCUAGCCAGUCCAUCAGUCUGGAAAUCUACAGGUUGACCAUCAGUGGAAUUCUGCCAUCGGAGUGUUCGGAGACAGAGAAAGAGAUACAGCUCCAAGCACUGGUGAAUGGGAAUGUUUCCAUGCUGACUUUCCAUUGGAAUUUCGGGGAUGAAUCACCUUUGUCAGUACAGAAGGGAAAGUCUGUUGUUACUCACACUUAUUCAAACCCUGGGAUUUAUAAUGUUAACGUUACUGUUCUCAGUAUAGUAGGAUCUGUCUUUUAUGAUGCCAACGUUUGCAUUGAGGCCCCCAUUACUGGGAUAACCAUCUGCCCAUCACAGGAUGCUGUGGCAGUAGGAGAAGAGGUGUGUUUUAAUGCAGUUGCUGACUCAAAAAGACAACCCACUGGAUAUCAGUUCCUGUGGUUCAAUCAUUCCUCCAACAGCUCUCCUAUAAGAGGACUGGCUCGUCAUUGCUUUGUGUAUAAGGAGGAAGGGAUCCAUGAUGUUUCAGUGAUGGCAAGUAACAAAGUCAGCCAGAGAAUAGCCCAAGCCACUGUUGCUGUGCAGAAGCCUGUGAGUAAACCAUCCAUAGCACAUAGUAGUCAAAGCAACACACUGACUGUCAAUGAGAAGAUUACACUUUGGGUGAAGAGCUGCACUGGGACCAAUGUUUCUGUGCAGUGGGACUUUGGUGACGGCUCACCACUGGCAAAGAGUCAAAAUGUCUCCCAUGUCUUCACUUCCGCAGGCAGGUUUACAGUCAAGGCCACAGCUUCUAAUGCAGUUAGCCGGGAUUCUGUUAACCUGGAAGUGAACGUACUGCUUCCUGUGUCAGAGCUGACACUGAAAAUCAGCCAGCCAUUUGCAGUAGUAGGGGAAGAGACUGUCAUAACAGCAGUUGGCAAUGUUGCAGGUAAUGUCAAUUUCUACUGGUCAGUGGAUGGCCCUGCUACCCCUGAGCUUGGGAUGUCUCACUUUCAGUAUGUGUUCCCUAAAGCAGGUGUGUAUCAGGUCAAAGUCACAGCCCAGAACCUGGUGAGCCAACAGGAGGCAGCCAUUUUGAUUGUAGUUUUAGAGAGAAUACAGGGGCUUCAGAUCUCAAGUCAGAGCCUGACUUCCAUGAGUUACAUACCAACCAGAGAGAGUGUCUUGCUCACUGCGUCAGUAACACACGGCUCCAAUGUCACUUACCAUUGGCUAGCCAACCAGAGAGGUGUGACCCAAACUGCCAGUGUUGGUGAGCACUUUCCGUGGUUCACUGAAACUCCAGGUAAUAUAUCUGUUGAGUUGACAGCUUCCAACGGACUUGGUAAGACAACCAGCUGUGUUUCUCUAAAGGCAGUGGAGCGAGUUUCAGGGGCUAGAAUGUCAACAGCUAGAGACACUGUACCGUUAGGGAAGUAUAUCAAUAUCUCUGUAACUGUGGAGACCGGAUCUGACCUCCAGUAUCUCUGGAAUGUGAGCUCAGACCUUUCACCCUUACAGAACAAUGUUCCUUUUCUUCUUUACGUGUUUGAGACUCUGGGUUCUUGUUCUGUCAGUGUGUCAGUCCAGAAUGUUCUCGGUUCAAGCAACACAUCCAAACAUUUCACAGUUCAGGAGGAGGUUACAGAUGCAGACUUUCAGAUAGGUGGCAAGACACAUCCGUUCUUUAUAACGUCAAAUACUCAAGUUGCACUCUAUGGAUAUGUCCAUAAAGGGAAUGAUCAGCACUGGGAGUGGAAAGUUGUUGGGUGUACUGGAGGUGCUGUGGUUUUGAACAACAAUCAGUCAGUUAUCUACACCUUUACAGAUGUAGGGGUCUAUAAAGUCUCUCUGAAUGUCUCUAAUGGUAUUAGCUGGCAGACAGUUUCACACAGAGUCACCAUCCAGGACACUAUUCAGGGCUUGACUCUAAACCUUAGCAGGUCUACAGUCUGCGCUGAAGAUCAUAUUGCUUUUACACCAGUCGUUUCCAAAGGAACCAAUGUCAGCUUCUCUUUAGCCUUUGACGAAGUUGAGUCAUCAAAUGACCUUGUUGAGGUAAGCUUCACCACCUCCACCCUCCCAGUUGGGUCUCACUCUGUCACAGCCCGAGCCUGGAACCAGGUGAGCAACUCCCAGGUGUCAUUGACCGUCCAGGUGGUAGAGAGGAUCGGGGGCCUACGAUUGGUCAACUGCUGUUCCACUGCUCUUGAAGCUCUAAAGGAGAUCCCUUUCCAAGCAAAUGUCAUGAGUGGUUCUCCAACCGAUUACAUCUGGACGAUCCAAUUAGAAGGGCUUCAGCCCUUACAGGUAAUUGGACAGGAAGUGAUGUAUACCUCACCCGGAAGUGGUUCAUUGUUUGUGGGUGUGAUGGCCAGCAAUGGCUUCUGCUCUGAAACCCUGAAUGAGACAGCCAUUGUUCAGUUGCCCGUGAGGGAGGUCAAGAUUGUUUGUGAUUCUACAGCAACCUUUAGAGGCUAUAGUGUCAGAUUCUCAGUCACAGUAAAUGGUGGCAGCAAUUUGAGGUUUCAAUGGGUCUUUGAAGACUCAAGUGAAGGAGUUGUCAUCACAAAAUCCAGUACAGUGAACCACACAUAUCUCACUGCUGGAAAAUAUAUUGUUAAAGUCACAGCUUUCAAUAAUGUCAGCCAGGUCUCCACACAACUGCUCACUGAGGUGAGAGAACUCCAGUGCUCCCUCCCUCAAGUCACUUUAGUCCAGGGCCAAUCCACAAUCCUCAAGUCUAGAUCCAGCUACUUUGAAGCAAGCGUAGACAUCAAAGGCUGCACCGCAUACAAGACCAUGUACCUAUGGGAAGUGUUUAGGGGGAGUGGCUGUGGAGCUGACAAGACUGACAGCAAUCUGGUAACCCAAAGCAGUGGACAUCCAGUAACCCUGAUUAACCUGGGGAUUGUGACUACGCCACUAUUGUCCCUCCCUAAGCAGGCCCUGGAGGUGGGCCAGUACUGCCUGGGGUUCACUGUCUCUCUCCAGGGAACCCCUCUACAUCUGCACAGGACGUCCAGGCUCUCUGUGGUUCACAGCUCCCUGGUACCCAUCAUCAGGGGGGGAUCGCAUAGACUGGUGCCCAGCCACAGUGACCUGAUCCUGGAUGGGUCAGAGUCCCAUGAUCCUGAUGUGGAUCUGGGAGAGGAAGGGGAGCUGAAGUACCACUGGGAUUUCAUCACUGAGAACUCUACUGAGUGGUUGUCCCAGGACCAGGACCAGCUUUUAGGGUAUAACAGCAGCAGGUUGACUGUCCCCAGCAGGAAGCUACAGCCAGACAGGGUCUACCUCUUCACCCUCACUGUCCAAAAGGAAGGGAGGAGACCUAUCUCCACUACACAGUCUGUGGCGGUAUCUAAAGUUGCAGUGCUUCCUGUAAGUGUGGAGUGUGUUUCCUGCAGUACUCUCUCUUCUUUCCGUGUCAGCCAGAGUCGCCCCAUUGUGCUCUCUGGUUGUUGUGAUAAGUGUGGCAGCCAUGUUCAGUACAAAUGGAGCGUAGAGGAUCAGAACGGUGUGACCCUUGACCUGAACGAGGUCACCACUACGGGCAGUCUCUCUCCUGACCUGGUGGUCCGACCGGAGGUGCUGCAGGAGGGGUAUAACUAUACCUUCACCCUAAAUGUUACCCACCCUGCUGGGGGAAGAUGGGGGUGUGCUAGCCUGACCCUCCUGCCCAACCCUCCACCCCAUGGAGGGGUGUGCACUCUUACCCCAGGUCCUGGGGAGAGAAUACGCCUGCUGGAGACUGUGGUCACAUACAACUGCUCAGGUUGGCUGGAUGAGGAUAGUGAGUCCCCCCAGCUUAUCUAUAUUCUACAGGUGGCAUCAUCAUGCCCAGGCUGGGGCAAAGCAUGUCCCCUUCUCACCCUCUACAGGGGUACCCAGCGUACAUUUGGCAGCCUAGUUCCUCUGGGGGAGGCGGGGCCAGAGAAGGACCUGUCAAUCAUCUCUGUGAUCCUGCAGGUAGAGGACCACCUGGGGUCAAAGGUCACCGCACUUAACAGAACUAUAACAGUGCUGAGACCUGUGGAUGGAGAUGGGAUCACAGAGUGGCUGAGGAACAAGAGUCAAACCGAACUAUGGGGUUUACUCCAACAGGGUAACCCACAGCAGCUCAUUCCCUAUUCCAUUGCCCUCACCAGCCAGCUCAACCAGGUGGAUCAGACUUUGAGUGAGCAGGAUCUCAGGGACAGGAGGGAGAUCAGGGGGAAUGUGACACAGGUGCUGGCCUCUUUGUCUGUGUCCUCUCUACAGGAUGCAGCCCAGAUCAGCUUUGCCCUGGCCCAGUCCACUGCAGUCCCAAGUGAGGUGGUGUGUGAGGGCUGUCAGGAGAAUGUUCUAGAAUCUGUGGGGAGAAUGAUCAGGGUUAUGGAAGAGCAGACGGGACUAGGAGACGACACAGCCAUAGACACAGGCAGGAACAUCCUCCAUGUAAUAGGCAGUUCAUUGGCUGCUGUGUCCGAGUCCAAGCUCAUCUCCUCUGGUCCUCACACUCACUCUAACGUAUCUGAAACUGCAGUGUCAGCCCUGGACCAUGCCAGGGCUCUCAUGCGUAUUCUGAUGCGCUCGCGGAAACGCGACGAGGAACCCCUCUCUCUCUCUGCUCCACAGAUCAGUGCCGUUGGUUACCAUGGAAACCCCUCAGAACUCCUCUGCACCACUGAUCCCUCCGUCGACACCCGCCAAUCAAACCAGUCCAACAAAUCACAAUUAAACCCUUCUUCUUCCUUCUUCAAUGACAAGCCAGAGUCAUACCCACCAUACCCGCCCUGCCAGUUCCUCAUUCCCCCCUCUCUCAGUGCCCAGCUCCAGCGUCAGGUCCGGGGGUCUGAGGUGGUACAGAUUCUCCUGGGUUUGGAAGGGGGGUCUGAGUUCCUCUCUGCAGCCAACCCACCCAUUUCUACUUCUCUGGCUGCCAUGGAGUUCACCACGCCCCAGGGACAGCCCAUACCCAUUGCUAACCUGGACACUGACAGAUCUAUCAGGGUUACUUUGCCCAAAAUAUAUACUGUAGGAAGGAUCAGCACUGGGGAUCGGGCUAGUGGUGGGAGUGGAAGUGGGUCUGGGGCUGGGGCUUGGUCUAAAUCUAGUGGUAUUGACAGAGACGAGGGAAGAGCCCCAAUGGUUAACUUUACACUCCGAGCCAAAGGGUGGCUGAAUUUUACAGUGAGGGCAGUGAAGAAUAUGGAUCCCAAUGCUGGACUGUACAUCUCCUUAAACUUCAGCCUGCUUCCAGGAGCUUCUCUGGUGGGCUCAGGACAUGUGAGAAUCACAGUGGCCACCCAGCCAGGUCAUCCUGCAUCCCAUGAUUCCCUAGUCAGAGAGCUGACUCUCUCCCUCUCCACCCAGACAGCCAUGGAGGACACCAUCUUCCUCUCUCCUCUACUUAACAGCACAGUACAAUCUCUCUUUGUGAACCUGACAUCCAGCCUGAGUGGAGCUCCAGUCCGGGCCUCAGUGUGUGUGUUCAGCUCUCUGUGUCAGUACUACAGCCUGAGGGAGAGGCGCUGGAGCACUGAGGGCCUCCGGCCACUGGAGGGCAGCACCCUCCACUCAGCACACUGCCUCACUCAGCACCUCACCAUGUUCGGGGCCAGUCUGUUUGUCCACCCAGACGCUGUGGUGCUACUGCCACCGUCCAGUGGUCCAAUGCGUAAUGUGGUUGUGGGGAUUGUGUGUGCUGUCCUGGUUCUGAUCCACUUCCUCCUGGGUCUGAUCACCCACAAACUGGACCACCUGGAGAGCCUGAGACUAUGCCAUGUACCACUGUGUGGCCGACCUGGACGCUACAGCUACAGAGUCCUGGUCAAAACAGGCUGGAGACGAGGAGCAGGCACGACGGCCCAUGUGGGCAUCAGUCUGUACGGGGUGACUAAAAGCGGUUCACGCCACCUGCAACGGGAGGGGGCAUUCCAACGAAGUGGUCUGGACCUGUUCCACCUGGAGACGGACAGCAACCUGGGAGAGGUGUGGAAGAUACACCUCUGGCAUGACAACACAGGUCUGGACCCGUCGUGGUACGUGCAGCAUGUGGUGGUGUGGGACCCUCAGACAGACCACCUGUUCUACUUUCUGGUAGAAGACUGGCUGUCUGUGGAGAACGACAGGAACGAAGGAGGAGGGACAGUGGAGAAGGAGAUGUUGGCCUCCUGUCCUGUGGAGCUGUCUAAGUUCCGACGUGUUCUCUCCUCCCAGCUGGCGUUUGGAAUGCUGGAGCGCCACCUGUGGCUGUCUCUAUGGGAACGCCCCGCCCUCAGCCGCUUCAUGCGGGGGCAGAGGGUGACAGUGUGUGCCCUCCUGCUACACCUCUACCUCGCACUAGGGGCAGUGUGGUACGGGGCUGUGGGUACAGAGGGGCAUAGUGGACCGGUUUCGGCUCGGUUGCUUGUAACCUGGGAAACAGUUGCCGUGGGGAUGACAAUUGCCAUCCUGGUGUUUCCUCUCCAGUGUCUCCUCUGCUUCCUGUUCCGAAAGACUCACAGCCAGGUAGCGGUGGAUAUGUCAGUGCCUCCAUCCCCUGUGUGUCAGUCAGUGGAGAUGGACGUCUAUCUCGGCCAAUCAGAUAUGUCCUGCUCCUCCUUCCUGUCUUUGCCUGGAGGACCUGAUCCGUCAGGCCUGGAUGGAGACACACCCUCUUCUCUGAUGGGAAGCAAGGCAUUCAACGCUGAGUUCUGGAAUGCCACUAACCUGGGAGUGGAGAAGGAUGAAGAUGGCAUGACACUGUGGUCAUCCUGUGACAGCCUCACUGACCUCCCAGGGCCCUCCUGUGACAGCCUCACUGACCUCCCAGGGCCCUCCUGUGACAGCCUCACUGACCUCCCAGGGCCGUCCUGGGAAAUAACCUCGGACCCCUUGGGGUCAUCCCUGGGUCCUGCCCGUCUGCUGAAGAGGAAGAAAGCCCUGAUGAAACUAUGCCUAGCCUCACCCUCCUCACCCCAAUUUCUUGUCUGCAACUCCCCACCAUCCCAAUCCUUAUCUGGCCUGCCUCCAGACCCCAGCCACAGCCACAGCCACAGUCACAACCUGCAACCCAAUGUCUUUACCCUGUCUGAGGAAGACCUGCUGAGGUCUAUAGCAGCAGAGACAGGCAACAGUCCCUCAACAUCAGACAGUGGCCGCUACUCCCCCAGGACGACCUCUCUGUCCCACACCCAGAGCCAGGGCAGUUCCAGCAGUGUUUGGUCUGAGCUGAGUGUGGACAAACCACUCUAUGGGACAGAGAUCCACAACCCCCCCUGCUCUCCCACCUCUCUGUAUGGGACAGGGCUGUUUAGGCCUUCCUCAUCUCUCUCUGUCUACUCCAUCGCCAGUACCUUCCUCCCCAGUCCCUCCCCUGACUCCACAGACUCUACCACACGCAUAGGUGUGGCCCGUGGCAAGCCCAGCUGGCUGCUCCCGCCCUGGGCACUGCGUGUAAUUUACCCCCUGGUUGUGUUGUUGCUGGGGGCCUGCCUGGCUGUAGUAGGCCUCUAUGGGAGUCACUUCUCUAGCUCAGUGGUCCUGAUGUGGCUCAUCUCAGCCCUGUCUGCCUUCCUCACCUCCGCUCUGCUGCUGGAGCCUCUCAAAGUGUGUGUGCAGGCGUUGUUCUAUGCUGUGGUGUUAAGGCCUGUAGACCCUGAGGUGAAUGAUCGGCUGGGGCAGGAGACCGUCAUUAAGAGGGAGGGGGGCAAGCAGAGGGGCAAGGUGCUCCCCCCUUGUGGGUUCGGCCUACUGCAAGCCAAGGAGGAGGCCAGGAAAGUGAGAGCGCUACGAUCCCUCAUGAAGCACUGUGUGUGCCACAUGUUGUUCCUGUUGGUGGUGUUGAUGGUGAACUACCAGGACAGUGUUCAGGAGACCCAGGGAAGACUGCUACACUCUGCCGUCAAACACUCACUGACCACCAACCUCAACACCAUCACUGGGUGGGAGGGGGCGUGGCUGUGGAUGGACAACAUCCUGGUGCCACACCUUCAUCAGAACCCCGCCCUCCACCUGGUGGGGUUACCACGGAUACGCUGUAUACACACUCCAGACCAUAAUAAGGCCGUCUCUCUGGGGAACAGCAGUUUUACCACACGCCAGCUUCUCUCUGGCCUAUACAGCACACACUGGACCACAGCACAGUUAAAGGCUGUGUCCAUUGACUUCACCCAGUACCAUAGAGAGACUAGUCUGUUUGUGUGUGUGUCGGUUCUGCUAGAGAAGACCCAGAUACACACACUCAUCUCCUCCCUCUCCAUCCAUCCUCUACUCAUCCCCCCAUCCUCCUCAGGACCAGACCUGCAGAUUGCACUCAUGGUGCUUCUGCUCCUCUCUGCCCUCCUCUUUCUGGGGGUGGAGCUAUGGGCCAUGGCUACAGCCCAGUACGUGCGUCAGAGCUGGCGCUGGCUACAGCUCCUCCUCACCUCUUUGUCCCUGGCGACGGCCGCGCUGCGAUUCUGCUUCCUGUCCCAGGCUGCUUCCUGUCUGUCCCAGCACCGCUCCAUACCAGACUCCUUCACUGAGUUCCACAGUGCCGCCCUGCUGGCCAGGAGGUCCACACAGAUAUCAGCCAUACUGCUCACUCUGCUGGUACUCAAGAUGGUGGGUACUCUGAGGUACGUGCGGAGGUGGGUGGUGUUUGGUCGAGUGCUUCAGCUGGCAUGGAGAGAGAUGGCUGCUGUGGCUCUACUAAUGAUCUUACUGCUGCUGCUCUUCUCUCACACUGGACACAUGCUCUUCUCCGGGUCUGUGGAUGGGUUUGUGUCUGUGCACCAGGCUGGUGUGUCUGUGCUGUCUGUGCUGCGUGGUCGCCUGGUCCUCCAGAGGCUCAGCAGGGCUCACCCUGUCCUCGGACCCCUCUAUGCCCUCUCUCUGCUGGGGAUGGGAGGUUGGCUGCUGGCCCGUCUCUCUGGAGCUGUUCUGCUCCGCACGUACAGGGUUGUGCAGGCUGAGAUGUACAGGCCAGCCAUGGAGCCCCAUGACUAUGAGAUGGUGGAGUUCUUCAUCAAAAGACUGAAGCUCUGGAUGGGACUUAUUAAGGCCAAGGAGUUCAGACACAGGGUGAAGUUUGAGGGCAUGGUGGUGCCUCCCUCCAGAUCAUCCCAAGAAUCAUGUCUCUCCACCAUCUCGUCCUCCCUCUCCUCCCCCCAUCCCCUGUCCUCCGCCCUCUCCCUGGGUUCUGAGGACUCGGGUGUGUCCGCUCCGGGUUUAGACGUUCAGCCCAACCUGGACCGCCUGCUUUCCUGCGUCAACAGUCUGCUCUCACGGUUCGACCACGUUAACCAGCUGACCGCAGACAUUCACGGUCUGGAGACGCAGCUAGAGGAGGUGCAGAGCAGGAGGAGGAAGAGGGGGCCGCAGGGACUUGGAAGAGGAGAAGAGGGAAGAGAAGGUAGAGGAGUGGCGAUGGGCAGUAGGAAAACUCUGCUACCCCCUCAAUCUCGCAUCUCCCUCCCUUCCUUUCCUCCUUCUUCUUUCAACCCCAUUACCCUUCUCUCCUGCCCUCCCUCCACCAAUCCCUCCUUCGCUCACGUUCACAGCUCCUACUCUGAGUCUGUCAUUCUCCAACCUCACCCACACCCACCCAGAGACACUCACCUCUCCGAAGCAACCAAGCUCACACAAAGGAGCUCUGGCCUGGGCUUGGGCACUGGGCCUUCCGGGUGUCCUGGAGCCAGGCAGUUUCCUAGACGUCGAGCCUGGCACUCAGGGAGUUCUCACUCGGCUGAUGCAGCUCAGAGGCCCCCCCAGGCCCCUGGUGGUGGUAUUGGGGUCAACACGAAAGCCAGGCCCUGUAGUGAGGAGGGGGACAGGAGACGUGCCAGUGAGGGACUGCCUGUGAAGAGACGGGCCUGGAUCUCAGAGGGGCCUGAGACAGACAUAGUCUAAAACUGAGAGAGAGACUGAGACAGAGAUUAAAGUGCCUAUUACUGUGGGUAUACAGUAUCUAGUGUAUGAAGUUUAUCCAGCUAUGUAUCCAGCUAUGAAGUGUGUAGUACUACUUCGAGACAAGUUUUCCCACUGUUGUGUACCUCUUUACUAGUGCUUCUGCAUUAGAUAUUCUACAUACGUAUGCUGAGGUUGUAUACCUUGUACUUCUUGUGUAUCUACUGUAUAAUAAAUAUUUAAAUAGAGGAUUAUUUUGUCAUCUCCAAGAACCGUGGAAUAUAUUUUUCCUGCUGAUCAAUACCAGUAGUAACAUUGGGUUUGGUGUUUAAUGUCCUCUAUAUUUUCUAUCUGUACCAAGUAGUGACAUGCAGCAUUAAA